Oryzias latipes (Japanese medaka) is the source of this 1290-nucleotide messenger RNA. RefSeq names its product ribosomal protein S27, isoform 2 (gene rps27.2). Gene Ontology annotation, cellular component: ribosome. The record is from RefSeq and is a predicted model, not a curated record. Lineage: Eukaryota; Metazoa; Chordata; Actinopteri; Beloniformes; Adrianichthyidae. Gene Ontology annotation, molecular function: structural constituent of ribosome. Gene Ontology annotation, biological process: translation.
UGGAGAGGAAAAAAAAAGUCCCUACUUCCUGUCGACGAGCAGGCAGUUUCCGGCACGUGACUGAGGGUUUUUUCUUUUCGGAGAGACUUUGCACGCAGACAUGCCCCUCGCAAAAGAUUUGUUGCAUCCCACUCCGGAGGUGGAAAGGAGGAGACACAAGAAAAAACGUCUUGUUCAGAGUCCUAAUUCCUAUUUUAUGGAUGUGAAAUGUCCAGGUUGUUACAAGAUCACCACCGUGUUCAGCCAUGCUCAGACUGUGGUUCUGUGUGUCGGGUGCUCUACUGUCCUGUGCCAGCCAACAGGAGGGAAGGCUCGUUUGACAGAAGGAUGCUCCUUCAGGAGGAAACAGCAUUAGAUGGAGAGGACUGUGGCUGCACGUGACGUAGAACUCAAUGGACAUCAGUGACGCCACCAAAGUCGUGAUGCAGAAAGAUGACUUGGGGAGUGUGUGGGGGGGUGAAGUGUGGGGUAUUCAUCUGUACAACUUUAAGAGGUUUUCCUGGUCAUGUUGAUACUCCCACACUUCACAUCUUUUAAUUAUUCUCUUAAAUAAAUCUGGGGUUCUCCUGAUGAAACACUUGCUCAUAUUUGCUUACAGUUUUUUUCUUUGUAAAACAAAGAUUACUGGAUCUAAUUUGGCUGAUAGAAGGCAUCAAUCACCUUAAAGUGGCUUUGUGAUGAAAGAUGUAUUCAGUUGGCAAAGAGCAGAGCUUUUGUGCUUUACACUCAAGAGUGAUUAACAUUUGCAGGAAGUUGAUGGCCAAAAAAAAAGCUGAUCAGCCCGAAAGAUGUGCGCAAAAUGAUCGUUGACACUAAAUCAUUUGCAAGACAGAAGAUGAAUGUUGGCUUUUGUUUUAAUGUGUAUUCUCAAUAUGAAAAAUCUGUAUGUUUUUGUUGGAUGCCACACCCCUCCAGAGUGCAGCGUAGUCUCAGAAGAGCCGUUGCGUCUCUGCUUGCAGUUCUCGUGGGUGUGACUUCAUGAUAAUCAAGCCCAGUUAUGAAUAUGCCAGUUCCUGCAAACUUCCUGUGGAACUGACGACGUGGGAUGGAUUCCUGUAAAGCUGCAAAAACAAUGUGUUGCUUAUGAAAAGGAAAGUGGAGGAAUGUGAAUAAUUGAGGUUGUGUGGCCUGCAGUCAGUCUCUCACACCUUGUGUUUGGGCAUGUGGGCCAUCUGCACCCUGUGUUUGCCACAGGUGUAAGCAGACUCUUCAGAAGAAGGAAUCUAAUUUUAACUCUUCUGUCUUUUAUCUGAAACACAACUUGAAAAAUAAAGUGAUUUAAACUGCAAA